CAGAAACGCUGGCUUUGAAUGGCUCACGCUGAAUGAACUCUGCGACGAGGACUCCGCCUGCCAUUGCACUCGUGGUCUGCUGCGGCUUGCCAGGGUCGGGCAAGUCCACCGUGACUUCCCGCCUGCGCCGAGACUGGCCGGCGACCCAGACCGAGGCGAAUCCAUUGCUGUGGUGGCUGGUCAAUGUCGACCAAGCGGUGGAGCGACGCUGGCCGGGAUCCGAGCCGGGCUCUCCGCGCCAUGCGACCGAGUCGUACGCUGAAGGUCAUGCCUCCAAUGCGCUCGGUGCAUCGACCGGGACUGAUCCAGCUGACGAACCCGAGACGGCUGCAACUUGGCGCCAAAAGCGCGCGCGCUUGAUUCAAGACGUGGGUGCCUUCGUUGCACAGCUCUCGUCAAGCUCUGACAAGGAUUAUCCAUUCGCAUUGGACUCGUUGCAGACCAAGGGUCAAGAGGACGGCGUCGAGUCGCGGCUUCAAAGCUUUGCUUGGCUGUUCAGUCCGGACGACCAAACUGGAAAUCUCGCGCGAAUGCAGUCUCAGACAGGUUGCACACAUGUGGUUGUGGUUGAUGACAACAACUACUAUACCAGCAUGCGGUAUUCGUACUAUCGUAUUGCCCGGCAAUAUCGUUGUGCCUUCGGGAUUGUACUGUUUGAGUGUGAGACGAGCACCUGUGUGGCACGCAACGAUCUGCGCCAUGGUGGUCGGAUUGCUUCCGAGAUCAUUCACGACAUGAGCAACCGCUUCGAAAAGCCUCCCGCUCGAGCUGUGCUGGAGCCAAGUACAAUCUCCAAUAAUUCGGACUGGCAGAUCAAUUGUCUUGUGUGCAGCACGGAGAGCCAGCCAUUGGACUCUUGUUGUGAGGCGGUGACAACCUUCAUCCGACAGUUGCAGAGCACUGUUGUUGAAGCAGCGGUGUCGAGCGAAGAUGAUCGAGUCGCUGCGCAAGCGGCACAGAGUCGUGAGCAGACGGCUUCGAGUGCGCUGCACCAAACCGAGCUCGCGCUGCGCAAGCGGACGUCCCUCGCUAUUGCCAGAGCUCGAGCGAACGGCUCAGUUGCGCCGGCCACACUAUCCCGCAUUCUUCAGCUCAAGCAGACCUAUUCAGAGCGCAUUCGCGGCUGUGACAAUGUGGAAGCGCUUUUGCUUUCGUUUGAGGCUGACGUCGCCUCGCUCUCACAGAACUGAGCUGAGCUGGUGGCGACCAAGAAGAGACGUCGGUUGAAUAACGCGACCAAGCGGCUUCUAGCAAGGCCAUUGGCAAGCUUCUGAACUUUGUGGCAUCAUUGUUUGGCUUUUGUUCCGAUGCAUUUUGAGUCAGGUUGUGCGUACAUUUGGUGUGCUUGCAUCAUUCUUUGU
Molecule: messenger RNA, 1361 nt
Organism: Capsaspora owczarzaki ATCC 30864
Lineage: Eukaryota; Filasterea; Ministeriida; Capsasporidae
Exons: 4
Coding region: 33-1190 (385 amino acids)
Molecular function (GO): tRNA binding; kinase activity
Source: RefSeq, a predicted model, not a curated record